Cynara cardunculus var. scolymus (artichoke) is the source of this 1749-nucleotide messenger RNA. RefSeq lists its product as uncharacterized. Gene Ontology annotation, cellular component: membrane. Gene Ontology annotation, molecular function: DNA binding; glycosyltransferase activity. The record is from RefSeq and is a predicted model, not a curated record. The coding region runs from base 1 to 1749 and encodes 582 amino acids. The transcript has 3 exons. NCBI's taxonomy places the organism in Eukaryota, Viridiplantae, Streptophyta, Magnoliopsida, Asterales, Asteraceae.
AUGUGUGAUGACCAUAAAAAGGAAAAGAAAAACAACCUCAAGGAGGAAAAGGAAGGCAAGCAAGGGUCGAUGAAUCCAGACUCGAAGUCUGAUGGCAAAGGGAAGAAACCAAUCCUCAAAGAAGAAACGACUGAAAUCCGUGGGAAUUUUGUACCAGUUCAAAUAAGAACCCUUGACGACUUUACCACGAUUAUGUUCAUGGUUAAACGUGAUCAAAUCGCUUAUAAAAUUAAGUAUUUCUUCGCAAAGAAGUUCGAUGAGGCGCUAGGUUGGUUCUUUAAAAUCGAAGAGGGUGAAGAGAUCAUGUUACCAGCAAAGGUAUCUGGUAUGAAGGUUUGUUUAUUUGAUCUUUACAAGUUAAUUAUUGGAUAUGGAGGACACGAAAUCAUUAUAGUGGAAGAUAAAUGGAAUGAGAUCGCGAUGAGUUUUGGCUUUCCGGAAUGCUACGGUGAAGCAUUCAACAAGUUAUUCAUUGACUAUCUAUUGCGUGGUCGAGUAUCAAGAAUCAGAAGAUCGAUGAAGAAGGACAUUAGACAAAUGCAUCUGAAAACAUUAGCUCUUUAUUUUCUGAUACUUGUAUGUGGUAUAGGACUUGGGGCCACACUAAUCUUUUGCCUCUAUAGUAUACCCUUGAACUCGAAACCUAAGCAGCUUUUCACGUUCCAAAUCCCUCCAACCACGCUUGAAGAACAACCCCCGGGACUCUACGCUAUAAAUCCUCAAGUGCCAAACCAAACAACGGAGAGCACCACCCCGACCACCAACAAUAUGGUCACCAACACUACCACCGGAAGCAUUAAAGAAGAACCAAAACAUAUAACGGAAACACCAAGACCGUCUAUUUCGAGUGCGUUUUUACACGGAAUGAGAGACGAACAGUUGUUUUGGAGAGCGUCGAUGGUUCCUAGAAUUAAUAAGACUCCAUUCAAGAAGAUACCAAAGGUUGCUUUCAUGUUCUUAGUAAGAGGGAGGUUGCCAUUAUCCCCUCUUUGGGCUAGGUUCUUUCGAGGGUAUAAAGGCUUUUACUCCAUUUAUGUUCAUACUCAACCAUAUUUUGUUGGUGAAGUGGCUCUUGAACCGAUGUUUCAAGGACGAAGAAUUCCCAGUGAGGUCGUUACAUGGGGAGAAAUAAGUAUGGUUGAAGCUGAGCGACGUCUAUUAGCCAGUGCAUUACUCGAUUUCUCGAAUGAAAGAUUUGUUCUUCUCUCUGAGGCAUGCAUUCCUCUUUACAACUUCUCCAUCAUCUACCCAUAUCUUAUUAACUCAAAAAAGACAUUCGUUGAGUGCUACGACAAGGAAGGCCCCGUGGGGCGUGGACGAUACGACCAUAAGAUGGAACCAGCGGUUACAUUGGAACAAUGGCGAAAAGGGUCACAAUGGUUCGAAGUUGACCGCCACCUAGCCCUAGAGAUCAUCUGUGACAAAAAAUAUUUCCCAUUGUUUCGAGACUACUGCAAACCUGCGUGUUAUUCCGACGAGCAUUACAUUCCGACAUUCUUGAAUAUAGAGUUUCCGGAGGCGAAUUCGGAUCGAACGUUGACUUAUGUUGACUGGUCAAAAGGUGGACCUCAUCCCUACAAGUUUGGAAAAUGGGAGGUGACAGAUUCUUUGUUGAAACAAAUGCAGAAUGGAACCGAGUGUGUGUAUAAUGGAGAGCCCACAAGGGUCUGCUUUUUGUUCGCUAGGAAGUUUGUACCAAGUUCUUUGAUUAGGUUAUUAGAGCUUGCUCCCGAGGUCAUGCAUUUUUGA